UGGUGCCGGCGCCAAAUAUUCUUCACUUAUUGUUAUAACAAACAAACUGCACCAAUCUUCACACCCUAAAACUCACUCCAUCAGACCUCCGGUUCCGGUCACCAGUCACUCCGGCAGAACUUUUCUCUGCUUAUUUGACUGUUUUUUUUUUUUUUUUGCUGAUGACGGAAGGAGUAAACGGGUUUUCAUCGCCGAGAUCGGAUGUUUUUCCGGCAGGUCUUCGUGUACUUGUGGUUGAUGAUGAUCCCACUUGGUUGAAGAUUCUUGAGAAGAUGCUCAAGAAGUGCUCCUAUGAAGUUACGACAUGUGGACUAGCGAUCGAGGCUUUGGAUCUGCUUCGUGAGAGAAAAGACGGGUUCGACAUUGUAAUUAGUGAUGUUAACAUGCCUGACAUGGAUGGUUUCAAGCUUUUAGAGCAUGUUGGACUUGAGAUGGAUCUUCCUGUCAUAAUGAUGUCUGUUGAUGGAGAAACGCGCAGAGUUAUGAGAGGUGUGCAGCACGGGGCAUGCGAUUAUCUUCUAAAACCGAUACGAAUGAAGGAGUUAAGAAACAUAUGGCAGCAUGUUUACCGAAAGAAGAUUCACGAGGUGAGAGAUACGGAAAGUCACGAAGGUCUUGAAGAGAUUCUGAUGAUGAGAAAUGUGUCGGAACAACAACAAUCUGACGACGGGUACUUGUUUUGUGGGGGUGAUAUGACACCAGGUAGUAGUAGGAAAAGAAAAGAUUCCGAACAUAAGUAUGAAGAUAAUAAAGAGUUUGCGGAUCAUUCUUCUUCGGUCAAGAAAGCGCGAGUUGUUUGGACCGUUGAUCUUCAUCAGAAAUUUGUCAAAGCUGUCAAUCUUAUUGGUUUUGAAAAAGUCGGUCCUAAGAAAAUACUUGACCUCAUGAACGUGCCGUGGUUAACGAGAGAGAAUGUUGCAAGCCACUUGCAGAAAUAUCGUCUCUACUUAACUAGGCUACAAAAAGAUGAUCUUAAAACUUCGUCUAGUGGGCCAAAACACCCGGAUCUUCCUCCAAGAGACGCCGCACCUGAAAACUGUACCGAAUCUACAAAAGUUCAACAAAACGAAGUCGUCAGCAGCCACCGAACUCCCAACAACCUUAAUAUCCAAAACUCCAAUCCGACGAUCCAUAAAGUUGAUAUCAAAAGUAAUGCUUCAUUGCAGCCGAUAAAACCCAAGAAAAUAUUAACCGGUUAUGCAGCCAAGACGGAAAUGAGCCACCCUUUUGAGUCAACUCAGUACCCGCCAUUUAACUCAAUGUUGCCGACUCAGUACUCUUGGGGUGGAGGUUCUAAGGAAAUACAAUUCAAACAGGAACACAACCCUCCACAGUUUCAAGUACAAAACGGUUUUUUCACUGGUCUCGGACUGCCAGCUCAGCAGAACACUAUGCCAAGUUUCCAACCACCUGAUCCAGUCACCGGUCCCACAUGGAGCCUGAAAGACCAUCCAAAUAAUAUGGAAUUAUCACCUUUUUUGCUUCAGGGUCAACAUUUUUCUUCAACAAACGUUGACCAUCAAUACAAAGGAGUACUUUCCGAGUGUAACGAUCAAGAGUUCUUAUACGAUACACUGAGAUUCGACUAUGAGUAUUCUACUGACCCGUUGGAAUGGCCUGUAAUAGAUCAAGGUCUAUUCAUACAAUGAUCAUGCCACGUCAUCAUAUGGAACGGAUAGUUGAAACAUGAUACAGGGGCUAGAGAGAUGGAUCCUCGUCAGCAAAAAUUUAAGGUGUGCUACUAAUUUUGUUUUGGGGUACAUAAAUUGAUCCUUUGGAACAAAUUACGUUAGAAACUUGUUUCUUUUACGAUAGAAUAAUAAUAAUAAUACUUUAUACCUUGCAUACAAAACUAGUAUUAUUAUGACAAUCUUGCUUGUAAAUAAGCAACUAUGCAUUACCGGCUAUUACAUUAUAAGGAAUAUAAUCAAUUUCGGGUGUCAUGCGA
Molecule: messenger RNA, 1948 nt
Organism: Helianthus annuus (common sunflower)
Lineage: Eukaryota; Viridiplantae; Streptophyta; Magnoliopsida; Asterales; Asteraceae
Product: two-component response regulator ORR26
Exons: 5
Coding region: 162-1649 (495 amino acids)
Biological process (GO): phosphorelay signal transduction system; cytokinin-activated signaling pathway
Molecular function (GO): DNA binding
Source: RefSeq, a predicted model, not a curated record